Rosa chinensis is the source of this 2316-nucleotide messenger RNA. Its product is annotated as regulator of nonsense transcripts UPF3. The record is from RefSeq and is a predicted model, not a curated record. NCBI's taxonomy places the organism in Eukaryota, Viridiplantae, Streptophyta, Magnoliopsida, Rosales, Rosaceae. Gene Ontology annotation, molecular function: mRNA binding. Gene Ontology annotation, cellular component: nucleolus; cytoplasm. The transcript has 14 exons. Bases 123 to 1682 code for a protein of 519 amino acids. Gene Ontology annotation, biological process: positive regulation of translation; nuclear-transcribed mRNA catabolic process, nonsense-mediated decay.
UCCUCCAAACUCACUACUCAAAGAUUAUAAACUGAAAUUGAGAAAGGAAACAGAGGACCCGGAAAGCGUAAAAGGAAAAUCUCACAAGACUGUUGUGUGUUGAAUGCAAAAUUGUGGCGACGAUGAAGGACCCCUCGGUGAGAACGAAGGUGUUAGUUCGGCACCUGCCUCCGUCUCUGUCUCAGUCCGAUUUCUUUCAGCAAAUCGACCACCUCUUCGGUGACCGCCACAACUGGUUUUGCUUCCGUCCCGGAAAAAAUAGCCAUAAGCAUCAGAGGUAUUCUCGAGCCUACAUUGAGUUUAAGCGACCUGAAGAUGUUUUUGAGUUUGCGGAAUUCUUUGACGGUCAUGUAUUUGUUAAUGAGAAAGGGACUCAGUUCAAGUCUAUAGUUGAAUAUGCACCUUCACAGCGUGUUCCCAAGCCAAGUAACAAGAAGGAUGGUCGUGAAGGGACUAUAUAUAAAGAUCCUGAUUAUUUGGAGUUCCUGAAACAUAUUGCAAAGCCUGCUGAGCAUCUUCCUAGUGCAGAAAUACAGCUGGAGAGAAAGGAAGCUGAACAAGCUGGUGCUGCAAAAGAAGCUCCUAUUGUUACACCCCUGAUGGAGUAUGUUCGUCAGAAACGAGCUAUUGGAAGUGGAACCCAGAUUUCAUCAGUUGUUCGGAAGGUGAGAAGAAGAACUGGGGCCACAUCUUUUAGCAAACGUGGCUCAACUUCUACAAAACGGGUCUCUGAGAAGAAAAAGUACAUAUUAAAGGAUGCAGCUAAAUAUACAAGUCGAAAGGACAGGUCAACUUUCAAUUUGGUGCCCAGGCGAGAGGAUCAGUUGGCUAGUUCAAGUGGAAAAGAUACGAUGGGAAAUGAAAUUGGUUCUGUUUCGGGAAUCCCUGUGAUUGCAGACUCUGGAAGGACAAAAAUCCUACUUAAGCGGGAAAUACCUCCUGCUCCUGAAGGUAUGCCACAACAUCAGGCAUCCAUAGGAAGUUCUCCUGUUUCAGCUGCUCCAAAGCAGAACCAAAGGCGUGAUGCUAGUGGAAGAUUUCUCAGAAGCAUACUUUCACAUAAUGAGGGACGCCAAAGAGAAACUUCAGCUGAAGUUCAGUCUCAGCAGAAAAUCCUGGGUCCGAACUCGGACAUUAAGCGUGUGUCGCGACCCUCCAAUACACGGUUAGGGUUGAAUAAUGAACCUAAUUCAAUGAGCUCUGAAGGGGACAGAAGGAGGGCUACAGUCGAUAAAUUUACGAAGAAGGACGUGCAUGGUACAACUAACGUUAAUGAGAAGCAAGACAAGCAUACAAGAAACAAGGAUAGACCAGAUCGUGGUGUUUGGACUCCUCUUCGUCGUGCUGAGAGUUCCCAUGCUAGUGAUGAGCACUUAUCAUCCUCAGCUUCACAACGACCUCAACUGCUAUCUGAUUCAGUUGAAGUUCCCCAUGGAGAAGUGAAAGCUGACACAUCUUAUGGAAGCAGGACUGGGGAAGUUAUAACUUCCACAGGUGGGCGUAGUCUUACUCAUGUAGACAAUGGUCCCCAUCAACAUUUUGGUCGCCGUGGAACUGCCCCUAGUACGAAAGAUGCUGGCUCUCUAAAUAUAAGUGAGGGGAAGUCAUCUAAAAGAGGUGCUGCUGUUCAUGGUGCCCCUGAGAAACAAGUGUGGGUUCAGAAAUCAUCUUCCGGGUCAUAGAAUAUCCAACUUUGAGAUGCAGACCAAUUCAUGACUGAUUGCUACCAUUUUUGUAGUAACCAAACACAGGCCAUCCUUGCCUGCUCAUGGUGUAGUUUAAAAUCAUCAUGGUUCAGGUGAAAUCAGAUCCUAUGAUUCAAUCGUUUGUAUAUCCAAGGCAAUCAUCUCUAGAAUUGUGGCUUGAGGCCUCCACUGAAGAUGUGGUGGAAAAGGAGGUAUACCUAAAAGGAGAGCUUUGGUUGGGCCAAAUUAGGAUUUUUCUUAGGUGUGAUCCAACUCGUGCCGAAGCCACAAGUGCGAAGUUGUGAGGUCCUAGGGACAAGCUGACAGUAUGAGAGAUGGUUGACUUUCGAUUUUCAUUUUAGAACUCUAUUGUGAUGCCAUAUGUAUAGGUCAAGUAGUGAAGUAUUUGGUGGGAAAAAGACACUCGACGUACUCGCUUCAUGUUGCAUAGUGGGUGGACUUCCUAGUGUACAAGAACCUUUGACUGAACUUGUGGUGAACACUGUUGUUUUAAGGUGUUGAUAAUUAUACAUCUUACAGAUCUUUGGGCUGUAUGAGGCUAAGACAGUACAGUAAUUGAUUUGCUAAUGUUAUGAUUUGCUUAUGUUAAUUGGUCAGCCUUUGGUAUAAA